ACGACAGGCAGCCCCCUAUUAUUAUCGUAAGAAUAAUUUCUCUUAUGAAAAUGGCGGCGAGUCAGGGAGGUGUAGGUCCCGCUGCGGCUCUUCAGAGCCAGCAUUAUCCUAACGUCGCUCACUGGAUCCCGAGCGUAAUGCAACAGCAGCAGCAUCCGCUGCACACCGCCCGCAGUCUGGAGCGCGCUUUGGAGGAUGCCGCCUGCUCGGGGAUGCUCAACAUAAGCGGCAGAAAACUGCGCGAGUACCCGGGGCUUAACUACGAUCUGACCGAUACUACACUAGCAGACUUGUCAAGAAAUCGUUUUUGUGAAAUCCCUCCAGAAGUUUGUAUGUUUGCACCCCUGGAGUCAUUAAACCUAUAUCACAACUGCAUAAAGGUCAUUCCAGAGGGCAUUAUUAACCUACAGAUGCUUACCUACCUGAACAUCAGUCGAAAUCAGUUGUCCAUUCUCCCCAAGUAUCUCUUCAAUCUUCCUCUGAAAGUGCUGGUGGUCAGUAACAACAAACUCCUGUGUGUUCCCGAUGAGAUCGGCAAGGCAAAAGACCUCAUGGAACUGGACAUCAGCUGUAAUGAGAUCCAGGUGCUUCCUACUCAGAUGGGGAAGCUCCUUGCAUUACGAGAGCUCAACAUACGAAGAAACUUCCUUCAAGUGCUGCCAGACGAAUUGUCCGAUCUGCCGUUGAUCAGGUUGGAUUUCUCCUGUAAUAAGAUCACUGAAAUUCCUUCAUCUUAUCGCAAACUCAAGCAGUUACAGCACAUCGUUCUUGACAACAAUCCCAUGCAGUCUCCACCCGCACAGAUCUGUCUUAAAGGAAAGAUUCACAUCUUUAAGUAUUUAAACCUGCAGGCGUGUCGCCUAGAUAAGAAACCAGACACACUCGACCUGCCCUCUCUCGGAAAACGCUGUUUACCUCAGCAGCUGACAGACAGCAUGGAAGAUUUUUAUCCUAGUAAAAAUCAUGGUCCUGACUCAGGGAUUGGCAGUGACAAUGGUGACAAAAGACUUUCGACCACAGAGCCAUCUGAUGAUGACACCGUAAGUUUGCAUUCCCAAGUGUCUGAGACAGCGCGGGCAGAUGCUCACACACUUCUGACAAAGCUGGACUCAAACAAAGACCAGGAUCCAUACGAUUUUAUUGACCCAAAUCCAGAUGAAGAGGCUCUUUCUGAGGGAGACACUCAAAACAAUGUACCCUAUGUGUCAUGUAUAAAGGAGCUUGAAAGGGUUCUGAAAACACAGCAAAGCAAAGACAAAGAGAACUGGAAAGAAGAGUUUGGCUCAGAGAAAGAGCAGCUUGCUGAGGAAGAUGAAGAUGACCUGAAGGAGGUGUUGGACCUGAGGAAGAUCGCAGUUCAGCUGUUACAGCAAGAGCAGCAGAACAGGCGGCGGUCCUUAAUAUGUAGGGCAGAGAGUCUAAUACAUCGUAGAAGAGCAGCUGGCAGAGCUCACAGAUUUCUCAGCCACUCCGGUAGCAGCACCAAAUCGAGAUCUCCAUCUCAGACUGUUAGAAGUGCAUCAUUAGAUGAGGGAAGCAGCUCCGCAUCUGCUCUCAGUGGACAGGAGACUGAUCUCACUGAUGAAGAUGCAGCUUUUUUUGAGCCUUCCUCCUCUUGCUCAUUUGAUGGAAGUUUAAAAUCAGGCGACUCUGAACCAAGAUGGCCAGAGGUUCCUCCUGUGCUUAACCAGAAUGAGGACCGCAGAAGAAACAAAUAUCUGAGAAAGGACUACCUGAAGUAUAAGUGCCAAAGUGCCCGAAGAAACUCCAGUGGAAAUGACAAUGAUUGUGAGGAGGGAAUGCGUUCUAAUGACUUCACCACAACCCUCACAGUCUUUGGUCUUAAACCGAGAACAGCGUUCACCCGUGGAAAUCGCCAAGACAUCAGCUCCACAGACCCAAGCUUCACUAUGAGGAGAAAGAUGGAGCACAUAAGGGAGGAGAUGGAGCAGAUCCGACUACUGCGGCAGAACCUGGAGUCUAGAUUAAAGGUUUUGUUGCCAGAUGAUGUUGGUUCAGCUCUCAUGGAUGGUGUUGUGUUGUGCCAUCUGGCCAAUCACAUUCGUCCCCGUUCUGUGGCCAGCAUUCAUGUGCCCUCCCCUGCAGUGCCGAAGCUGAGUAUGGCCAAGUGUCGGCGAAAUGUUGAAAAUUUCUUGGAUGCGUGUAAAAAGCUUGGAGUGCCACAGGACAAAUUGUGUUUGCCACAUCAUAUCCUAGAGGAACGAGGACUGGUUACAGUUGGUGUCACCGUACAGGCAUUGCUGGAUCUUCCAUCAUCAAAACCCAACCAACUUUCUACCAUGUAGCAUUACUGGACCAUGGGAUAUCCUCUAGGAUCCCUUUACCCUGCCUUACCACCUCAUUCUCACUCGAGCCCCAGAUAACCUCUUAAUGCUGAUCUGUGACCCUUUAUGGGGAGGUCACGACCUUUCAUCCUAUACAGUUCAGCCUCCCCCCUACCUCUUAUAUGCCCUCAUAGAGGGGACUAGACAUUUUAAAGGAUGCUCCAGUAUCGUUGGGAGAAAAGCCACACAUUGGCGAGCAGGCCAAAAAGAACCUACGCUGCAGACCCCAUUCAGGACAGCUAAUGCUUGAACGUAGUGGAUACAAGGGAAAAUCUGUUGCUGUUCUAUGAGUGACUGAAAAUCCAAAUCUUUUCUUCUUUGUAUCUCCUCUUCACAUUUGUUUUUCUCUUGAACCGGUGAGCCCAGAGGGCGAGGACAGGAGGAAAAUAUGCAGCUUAUAGGCUGAUUAUGGAUCAGAGUGAGGGUGUAGCCCAAAGUCACCCGACCAAUUUUCUCCUAUAUGAAGUCACAAAGAGCUGUCAAUCAACUCCACCCAAUGCCAAUUCACAUUUCAUCACAUUCACAUAAUGAGUGUCAAAAUAAUGAGAGACAUGUAAUGUGUAUGUAAUCGUAACCAGACACAAAGGGCAUCUGUAAAUGACUAAAAGAAAACAUAUUUCCAUGUAAAACGCAUGGCUGUAUAGCUGCAUUUAAGGUUAGUUAUUACUGUGGCAACAGGCAAUGCAUUACAAAAUGUUCAUUACCGACUGCAUGUCUGAGCAGAUGUGUUAGAACAAAGGUAACUCACAUGCCCGAACAAGACAAAGACUUGGGAACGUGUAGUUGUACGUGCCGGUUUUUGCCAGUGUUUUUUUUUAUUAUUAUUGUUUUAAUGUAUAUUUCCACGUGACAAUUUAUUUUAAUAUUUAUUUUUUCUUUAACAGUCAGUGCCUGCUGCAGAAAUUCCCAACAUUCAUUUUUGUGGAAAAAAAUGUAACAAGAAAUUACUGAAAGUGAUCGAAUUCCUUUUUUUUUGAUGUGCAGGUGUGUGCGAAUGUGAGCUUUGGCACAAAAAACAAGACACUUAAAAUCUUUGCCGGACUUUGUUUUCACAUUCAGUUGCAAGAGUCGCUCACUGCGUCCGAAAUCGUGUACUGUGGCAGUACGUACUGAAUUAGAUGAAGUACCUACUGCAUUAUCGUUAAAAUAACACAUUCUAUGUUGUAUGCGUGGGUGCAAUAUGAAUACAUUUUCUUUGACCUAUGAUGUAAUCAGAACGCCUGGUAUGGGCUGUUUAACAAGUACAAUUAACUCUUUCCCCGCCAGCAUUUAAAAUAAACGUUAUCAGCCACCGCCAACAUUUUUUUAUGAUUUCACGAAAGUUUAAUGCCCUCAAAAAAACAUAUUUAAAGGUAACAUAGAAUGAUUGAACGGGGUAUUUAUCCUUGUUCUUUGAUGUGACAUGUAGACAAAAAAUGUUUUGUUAGGGCCUGUAAUGCCUUAGAAGCUUCCUAAAAACCUCUCUCAGAUAGCUCUAAUAGGGUGGGGGAUUUUAAACAAGCGGUUUUGCACCUAUUUGGCUCCCCCUACUGGCUUAACUUGCAAUCUCAUUACUGAUUGGCUGACUUUGCUGCCACUCAAAAAAUGUAGCCAAUUAUUUUAAAGUGGAGGGGCAGUUAGAUGCCUGUGAUGUCAUAAGCAUCAGUUUUUUGGAUUGGGCUGUUUUCUGGCUGACAUUUCUAAAAGAGGAAUUUCUAUGAGACUGAGAUGUUUAGCAUAUCUAACACAUUUUGACUGCUCGUGAAUGUGGGUAGACUACCAUUAUUCAAAAAAGAUAAGGUAAAAAUGGUUUUUCAUUCUCUGUCCCCUUUAAAUAUAUGAACAUACAAUAUAUUAAAUGAAAGAACAGACCCUCUGGUUUUAAACAAACAAAAAAUAAUAAUCCUUUCUUCGUUUGUUCUCUUUUUAUCACUUCUCAAAUAUGGUUAGGUUUUUUCAAAAAUACCAAAUUUUUUGCAAAAAGCUGAGAUAAUUGCAUUUUUGUUAGAGAUCAGAUUUACUGCUUUUGGAUCAGUGUAUGCCAGUGGUCUCCAACAUGGUGCCCACCAGGUUGCCCGCACAGAGUCUGUGAGAUGCCCACCAGAGCAUAUUCUAUUAAUAGUCUCAAUUAUAAUAUUUAUUUAUUUGCAUAUAUUUAUAUUAGCUUGGCUUCUUUUAUGCAUUUUAAAUAAUGAUAAAACAUAUCAACAAGUAAAAUAAAAUAGAAUCAACAAGUAAAACAAAAACGUUUUGAGUAGAUAAAUAUCAAAAAGUAGCCCUCCAGAUUACUUUAUCCAUUGUGGUAGCCCUUGCUCAGAAAAAGGUUGGAGACCCCUGGUGUAUGCUAUAGUGUUUUAUCAUUUGGGUAAGAGUGCCACCUAGUGCAUAAUUGCAGAAAUAUGGAUUGCUGUAAAAUCAUGUCUUUGGCGGGAGGCGUGUUUCUCAUAAUUGACCAGAGAAUUCAUCAAUGGCGUGGAAAGGGGUAAAGGGGUCAUAUGCCGUUGCUAAAAACAUUAUAGCCCUUUUCACACAGACAUUCCGGAAAAUACACGGGAAAGGCAUCCUGGAUUUUUUGGGAAUCCUAAGAUUUUUUGUUCAUUCACACUGCCAUGAUUAGCCGGCAUCUGAUGGUCCCGGAAAGACACGUGACCUGUUGAAAGUCCCGCCCUCUCUUCUACGCAGCGUCUGAAGUUCAUACUUGUACAUAAACCACUCGCGUGCAUUUUUGUUUAUGAUAAGAUUAUAAAGGAGCGCGUGACGGGCCGUUCUAAUGCUGGUGAAUGAUCUCAGCUUCUGAGUGGAUAUUUGACGUGCUCCCUGAUCUCUGCUUUAAUACAGUUUUCAGACAUUUCUCAUCGUGAUUGUUUAUAUGCAUUUAAAACCCGCAUUUUGAGGAGCUGAACGAUAUAUCCUGUUGGGAUGACGCACUGGAAUUUUCGUUUAUUAUAGCUCAAAUGAGCAUGUGACGCGGUAUUCUUUUAUGCUGCUGAAUGAUCUCCGUUUCAACGCAGUAAGUGACGAGCUAACUUACCUGAUAUCUGCUUCAGUCCAGUUUGCUGACAUUUCUCGUCGUGAAUGUUGUAAAUCCCUCAUUUUAAAGAGUUGAACCAACUUCAUCUCACUACGGAACGUGCAUCAUUGUUUAUGCGUCUCAUUUAUCAUUUCCUGAUAACUGCUUCAAACUAGUUUGCAACAUUUCUCAUGGUGAAUGUUUAUAUGCAUGUUAUCUCUCGUUUUAAGGAGCUGAACCAUAACUUUGUUGUGAUGACAGACGCUUGUCUGGCAAUUUAACGGGUAUUUUCUGGGACCAAAGGUCUGUGUGAAUGGGGUUAAUUUCAGGGCUUUUCCCACUUGAAAUAGUUAAAGGCGCUCUAAGCGAAUUCACGCGUUUAGGCCAUAAAACAUUUUUUGUUACAUACAGCAAACAUCUCCUCACUAUCUACUAGCUGCCUGUCCCCUGAGCAAACUGUAAAAAAAAACGAUCUCUGUAAACAGCCCAGGCUCCACAAACGGCCCCAAAAACACAGUGGCACAGCCUACAACCAUGAAACAUAACAAACGUGUUCCAGCCAAUAAACGACAAAAAGGAUUUGGGGGUGAGGUUUGGGGGGUUAGUGCGCAUGAGGAAGCAUGGAA
Messenger RNA from Paramisgurnus dabryanus, 5960 nucleotides. Lineage: Eukaryota; Metazoa; Chordata; Actinopteri; Cypriniformes; Cobitidae. The record is from RefSeq and is a predicted model, not a curated record.